Acanthocheilonema viteae is the source of this 2130-nucleotide messenger RNA. NCBI's taxonomy places the organism in Eukaryota, Metazoa, Nematoda, Chromadorea, Rhabditida, Onchocercidae. The record is from the annotation of a GenBank genome assembly.
AUGACAGAUAACUCACAAUUAGAACGGAAACCAUCACGGAGCAUCAAUGAUGCCAGAAUUGCUGGACUUUACGAUCUACAAAAAACCAUAGGCAAAGGUCAUUUCGCUGUAGUCAAAUCGGCGAGUCAUGUUUUUACGGGUGAAAAGGUAGCUGUGAAAGUGAUUGAUAAGACAAAAUUUGAUUCCUCAAUGGCAUCUCAUCUGAUAAAAGAGGUUCGUUGCAUGAAAUUGGUGCAACAUCCAAAUAUAGUUCGCUUAUAUGAAGUUAUAGACACGCAAACGAAGUUGUUUUUAAUUCUCGAAUUAGGAGAUUAUGAUAUGUAUGAUUUUAUUACGAAAAAUGCUGAUAAGGGUUGCCCAGAAAGCGAAGCACAACAAUAUUUUUGCCAAAUUAUUAAAGCAAUUGAUUAUUGUCAUCAGCUGCAUGUCGUUCAUCGAGAUCUAAAGCCUGAAAAUGUAGUGUUCUUCGAACGCCUGGGUAUGGUAAAAUUGACAGAUUUCGGGUUCAGCAAUAAAUUUAUUCCUGGCGAGCAACUUGAAACUGCGUGUGGUAGCUUAGCUUAUUCAGCUCCAGAAAUCUUGCUGGGGGAUGCUUAUGACGCUCCAGCCGUUGAUGUCUGGUCACUGGGAGUUAUUUUGUAUAUGCUGUUAUGUGGUCGACUGCCGUUCCAGGAGGCAAAUGACUCGGAGACUUUGACAAAAAUAUUAGAUUGUAAAUACUCUCUUCCAGAUACACUUUCGCUACAUGCUCGCUAUCUCAUAUCAAGAAUGUUAGUGAAAGAUGUCCAGAAGCGUGCAGCACUUAGCGAAAUUAUUAACAGUUCAUGGGUGAAAGCUGGAGAUCUUGGUCUUGCUCAGAUUUUACCCUUGGUUGGACGAGAAUUGCUUCCGGAAAGUGCACAUGCUACAAUCAUUGAACAAAUGGUAGCCGGCGGUGUUGAUACGGAAGAGAAUAUUCUUCGAUCGUUAGAAAGUGAUGAUUUUUCCUACGUUACUGCCACUUAUUAUUUACUUGCCGAACGAGUUCUAGCAUCUUAUCGUGAAGAACGCGCCAGAAAGGCACAUGAAGUUGAACGUCCGUCGUUAUGUGACUUGCCAUCUGACUUUAAAAAUUGUUCUGAAAUAAGAGAGACAAUUGGAAAAAGUGAAGAAGGGAAUGGUUAUAAAAGUAGAAGUCGAUCCAAUUCAUGGCGCAGUGGCACUUCUGUUUCUCGACGACCAUGUACAAUUUUGAAAGAAGAAAGUGAAGAAGAGUUAUCAACAUAUCAUUGCGGUACAUCGAGGCAGUCAUCAAGGCACUCAUCAUGCUCUGCGUCAAUAUUUCCUUCCAAUUCUAGUUCACAUGGACGAAUAUCACCCCAGGAUAUCCAGGGCUUAUUGGAAUUAUCACGUUUAAAUAUCGCAGAAGGUAAAAGGCGAACAGUUUCACCAGACAGUCAUCUGAGCAGUCGAAGCUCUAGCCCACCAAGUUCGAGUGGUCGUACAAGUCCUGCAAUUGGUCGACUGAAGGUUCCUUUUGCUGGAUCUAGUGGAUUGCGAAAGUUAGGUUCAUCGCCACACUUGCUUGGGAUUUGCGAGGAGACGGAAGAAUAUGAGUUCGACAAAGGUGCGGAACAACGUCAGACUAUAACUCGUCGUAGUAUUUCUGGUGCAUCGAUUAUGCCUCUGUCGGCAUCUCGACUUUUCGUUCAACCGAAGCUUGGUAAAGAAGAUUCUGUGGGUGCAACUCUUACAUACAGUAAUGUACGCAUGAUUAGGCAACGUCAAGCAAUAGUUUCACCAGAUAUGACUCAAAGCUGUUCAUCAAGCGAAACAUCGGAUGAUGACAGUGAGAGAAGAUUGAAUUUUCUGGCCUCCAAAUAUUGUUAUAAUUAUGGAAAUCGACGAGAUAACAACGAUGAUCCAUCAAACGAUGACGGAGGAGCAUCGAUUGGUCCAAGCAAUUCAGGAAAUGAACAAGACACUGGAAACACGAUAAAUACUUUUGACAAUAUUUCAUACGGUCAUGACUGUCAACAUUCUGGUAUGUUAGCUUAUAUCUCUAUAUUAACCAAUGAUUAUGGCAUAAACGAAUUUGCUAUGCAUUCAGCUUUAAACAGUCAUCUCGAUAUCGCAGUUGGUUGGGUCUAA